AUCAUCAACGAUGUUUCACGAGCCGCGCCUCACCUACGUUUCCAAAUCGUUCACCUUUGACCGAAUGAAUUUAUUGCAAUAAAGUAUGAAUGUACGCAGAUCGGUCAGUUUAUUCUGUUUGUAUAUAGUAGUUUGAUCAAAGGGAUCCAGAGGGUUGUGCUAGGACAAUCGGCAGGGUGCGCAGGUACUAAAUUUGAAUUCCCCGCCACUCGUCGCUUAGGCAACCAUGUUGAUGCGUUGAUUUUUCUGGACGAGGUAGGGGGAGACGUGUGUUUAACAGUUUAGUUGGCCUUUGUGUCUGAGUGCGGGUGGGUGGAUUUGGUGAUGUUUUGAUCCAGUGUUUCUUACCUGAAAAGCAUUUUUUGUUGUGUUUCUUUCCUCUUAACAUUUUAUUAUUAAAUCAAUAGACAUUUGGAAGAGAACCUCGCGGAUGAUGAGGUGUUUCAAGCAGUUAGUUACGUCGAGAGCAGUCGACGAAGAUGCAGUUCAAAGUUUGUGAACGCAAGAGGACUACUAGUAUUUGUGAUUUGUUGUGUCGCUGCACUUCGGAAAGGUGCUUCGAACCGUUGAGGAAAAUCUAAGACUUUGUAACUAGCAGAGGAAAGUUGAAACCAUGGAUUUAAUUAGGACAUUCUGGAUCCUAUGCAGCAUCUUUGCGCUGGCCGCCAGCGUACAGGACUUUGAAGAGUUGCCGCUGAACUUUCCGAACGUGGAAAAUGAUAGUUCCCUUACUGGAAAAUUAAAAGUGGCAAGAGUAUCUACCGAUAACACCGACAAUCAUAAACCAAUCUUUACGGAUUGUUCUACCUACAAUCCAUCAAUUAAGGAAGAGCAAGAAAGGGGACUGCAUGUUAUAACAGUCCACGCAAAUGAUUCCGAUCCGCCAGAGAACGGAGGUACAAUAACUUAUGCGAUUGUAAAACGUGAUGGAGAUCGAAACUACUUUACUAUCAACAAUAAAACAGGCGAGAUUACGACGAAUCUGGCCAGUGAAUUUGAUCGCGAUGAACCUACCAGACUGAAGGAAAUAUACAUCACCGUCCAGGCAACCGACAAUGGGAGGCCAAUCCUUGCCGACAUCUGUACAUUCAAGGUGGUCAUAGAAGAUAUCAAUGACAACGCACCCACAUUUGAUCAAUAUGACUACAACCAGAAGGUGGCUGAAGAUACGCCGAUCGAUCGUGAGGUGAUGCGGGUGAUUGCUUAUGACAUCGACGAUGGCGUAAAUGCCAAGAUCACAUACAGUAUUAAGAAUGAUGGUACGUCAGCUGCCAAUGAAUUUGACCAGUACUUCAUCAUGGCCAACGAUACGGGGGUUAUUACUUUGAGGAAGGCUUUAAGUGACAAGAAGACACAGUUUUUUUCAACCGUUUUAGCGAAGGACAAUCCGAUCAAUCCUUUGGAUGCAAAAGAAACCACAGCGAACGUUAUAAUAAACGUUGUUGGUGCUGACAAGAAACCUCCACUAUUUACAAAGUACCCAUUGACCACGACUCAACUCCAAGAGAACUAUCACGAUUACACGAAUCCCAUUGUAACACUUUCAGCAACUUCUAAUAUAGCGAAGCCAGAUGUCAUCUUUGACUUGGAUAAAGGGCUGACUACUCAGACAAACAAAGAUAAUACUUUCAUCAUCGAACAAAAUGGAACUGAUGCCUACAUUAAACUUGGUAGAGCAUUGGAUUACGAAACUGUGACUGAUUAUCAGUUGACUAUUAGAUGUACCAAUCAAGAUUCUUGGUCGGUGAUGAGGACAAUUGACAUUAAGAUCUUAGAUGUGAACGACGAAAUCCCUGCUUUCAUAGAAUUGGUUACUGGAAGUGUGUUAGAAAACGAGUUACCAGAUGCCGAAGUGAUGCAGGUCCGUGCCAUCGACAAAGAUGGGACAUCAGCUAACAACAUUGUCAGCUACGAGCUUGUGGAUCACACAGAAUUGUUUAAAAUCGAUCCAAACAACGGUAAAGUUACUACAAAUACCUCGUUUGAUAGGGAGAAGCAGAACGUUUAUAACGUGAACAUAAAAGCUAGAGACAAUUCACCUAGUGCCUUAACCAAAAAGCCUUACAAUUCUGCUCUGCAAACGUUCCGUAUUACAAUUGAAGAUCGUAAUGACAAUAAACCAACUUUCACUAAAGAUCCUUACACUGCUCAAAGAAUUCCUGAAAACACGGACAUCGGGAAGGUUGUGAUCGAAGUGAAAGCUGUAGACGUGGACACAGCAUCACUUAUUAAAUACGAAAUUAUCGAAGGUAAUAUUAACAACGCGUUCAAUAUUGAAAGCACAACGGGAAGAAUAAUGGUAUUUUCCGAAUUGGAUUUUGAAAAGAUUGAAAAUUACAAUCUUACCAUACGCGCUUCAGACGGUGUAUUCAAUGACACCACCCAUGUUCAUAUUGAAAUUAGUAACGUCAACGAUGAAUUGCCUGUAUUCGAGUUUUAUAACAAAAACAUCAGUAUUGCAGAAGAGAGUAUUCCAGAGAAUUGCAUUAUUACCUUGAAAGCUUACGACCCAGACAUUAAAGAUCGUAAUGCUGAUCAAAAAAUUGUUUAUAGAGUAGAAGAAAAAAUGACGAGGACCCUUCUAGUUGAUAAAUCUGGCUGCGUUAAAUUGAUUAAGAAAUUGGAUAGGGACAAGCCUUUCGGAUUUGCAGCUGUACAAGCUUACAUCCUUGCCUACGAUGAUAACGAUAGCCUGACCUCCAAGUCACAGUCUGCAGAGAUUUAUAUUAUACUUGAAGAUAUUAAUGACAACCGCCCAUUUUUGAAUAUUACUGAAGUGGUGUGGUAUGAGAAUGGAUUGGCGAAUCAAGUUAUAACGCAGCUACAAGCAGAUGACUACGAUGGUCCUGAUAAUGGACCACCUUUUAAAUUCAAUAUAUCACCAAACGUUGGAGAACUAAUUACGUCAAAGUUUUAUAUUGAAAAUGAUCAGUUAUACGCCAAGGAUGUUUUUGACAGAGAAGAGAAGAAAUUUUAUGACAUUCCAAUAGAAAUUACUGAUAGUGGAAUACCACCUCUAACAGGAAUUAGCAUUCUUCGAGUUAUUAUUGGUGAUGAAAAUGACAAUGAAGCAAAGGACGGUGAAAGCAGCAUCUUUGUAUACAAUUACAAUUGGCCAGACAUUGAAAUUGGUCGAGUUUAUGUGGACGAUCCAGAUGAUUGGGAUUUGAAUGAUAAGGUUUUCACCUGGGAUAAGCAAAAUGAAAACUUUAUGCUAAAUUCUGACAAUGGAAGUAUUAUAAUGAAGAGUGGAACGCAGGAUGGUGAAUAUAGACUAAAGUUCAUAGUGACUGAAGAACACCUGCCUCUAAUUCCGAAGCAUCAGGUAUAUGCAACCGUAACUAUAACAGUAAAGAGCAUCCCGGAAGUAGCGGUGAAGAAAUCGGGAUCAGUGAGGUUGAGUGGAACUAGUAUUGAGGAUUUUGUGGGGAAAUCAAAUAACAAUUUGAGCAAGCGCGAUAUGCUGCAAAAUCAUUUGCACAAAGUACUAAAUACUUCUUCAAUUGAUAAUGUGGAUGUACUUACGGUACUGAAGAGUCCGUCCAAUGUUUCUUUAAUAGAUGUGCGUUUCUCAGCUCAUGGUUCUCCCUAUUAUUCUCCUGAAAAGCUUAAUUCGAAAAUAAGCUUACAUCAGGAACAUCUCGAAAGUACAUUGAAAGUUAAGUUUGAUAUGAUUAGUAUUGAUGCGUGUAUGCAGGAGGACGUAUGCACAGAUUCUUGUACUAAUGAAUUAAAUAUUGGUGAUAUGCCUGCUGUGGUUAUGACGAACCAAACGUCUUUCGUAGGAGUAAACGCGAUAGUCACGGCAGAUUGCCAUUGCAGUCUGACGCAACCAGAACCCUGCGAGGGUUGCGAAAUGCUUGGUAUCGGAUUCAUGGGUAAUGGCUGGGCCACCUAUCACAAAUUCGAGACCUGCAUGUAUCCGGAUAUUCGUUUGGAAAUUGCACCUCAAAACGAAAACGGAUUGAUUUUCUAUGCGGGUCCCAUGGUAUACAAUCCUUUCCCAUACAACAGAGACUUUAUGUCGCUUGAAUUGCGAGAUGGCUACCCCGUGCUGUUGCUGGAUUAUGGCUCAGGCACUACCGAAGUUAUUUUAAGGCAUAAGAACCUAAAUGAUGGCGCCAGCCACAUCAUAAAAAUCUCUUUACGCGAGAAAGAAAUCCUCUUGUCUGUUGAUGAUUGCCAGCAGAGUAGCUGUCAAGUAUUGAAGGAACCGAUAGGUCCCAACAAUAAACUUAAUGUUAACGGACCGCUGCAAAUCGGAGGUCUUAUUAAGAACAUCGAUGCUAUGGGUAAAUACCUGAAAUGGGAAUACAGACCCACGAAUGUCGGUUUCACUGGGUGCAUCAGGAACUUGACUUUCAACAACUUCGUAUACAACUUGAGCAAUCCCGGUGAUAGUUGGAACGCGAACCCCAACUGCAAUUACGGCGUCGCCAGAGCUGUAUCCUUCGGAAUUGAUUCCAACUUCUUGCUCGUUAUUUUACUUUGUUUAGGCACAAUAGCAGUUUUAUUCUUAGCUGUCGUUGUACACAGACGCAAACAGGACCAUUGGGGAGGUAAGGAUAUCGAUGAUAUUCGUGAGACGAUUAUCAGUUACGAAGAUGAGGGUGGCGGCGAAGGCGAUACCGGUUUCGAUUUGUCGGUACUCAGGCGCGUCAAAGAUUAUCAAGCUGACUACCCAAUCACCGAGAAAUCACAGGAAGCACUUCCUGAUAUCAGUGGAUUCCUCGAUCAUAAGAAAGUUAAUUGCGACAGAGAUGCCAAUAGCUAUCCCUUCGACGAUGUACGUUAUUACGCCUAUGAAGGAGACGGCAACAGCACCGGUUCAUUAUCUUCAUUAGCUUCAUGCACUGACGAUGGUGACUUGAAAUUCAAUUACUUGUCAAGCUUCGGUCCGCGAUUCCGGAAAUUGGCUGACAUGUACGGCGAGGAUCCCAGCGAUGUCGACAGCCAGGAUGGCACCGAGGAAUCCUGGUGUUAAAGACAAUAGAAAACGAUACUAAUACAUGGCGAAAUUGAAUCAAAACGAUCAGUACUUAAUCAUCAUAACCAAAGAGCAGUAGCCUCAUGACUGACAUGUAAAUAUGGUUUUUUGAUAGACUGAGAACGCGUUUAAAAACUAUAUUAUAUAUGGGAUACAUUAGUACAGAAUCAACAUGAAGAGGAUACAUUCCUUCAACAAAAGUGCUCUUGACACCUAAUAGUGAUAUGAAAAGCAAAAACAAAACUAAAUGAAAAGAUAUCAUAUUUUUACAAUUCACUUUAUUUUUUAAUAACUUUAUAUAUAAGUCAAUUGUGAUGAAAUCGGCUUCCUAAAAGUAAAAAAAUUAUAUGAAUAUUAUAUAUAUAUAUACACACUAAAUACAGUUCAAUUCUUGUGUUUCUUCGUACCUAGGUUUAAUAGAUAUAUUAUUAUAACAUAUUUUAACAA
Molecule: messenger RNA, 5434 nt
Organism: Nicrophorus vespilloides
Lineage: Eukaryota; Metazoa; Arthropoda; Insecta; Coleoptera; Silphidae
Gene: shg
Product: DE-cadherin
Exons: 7
Coding region: 614-4984 (1456 amino acids)
Biological process (GO): multicellular organism development; cell morphogenesis; cell-cell junction assembly
Cellular component (GO): catenin complex; adherens junction; plasma membrane
Molecular function (GO): calcium ion binding; cadherin binding
Source: RefSeq, a predicted model, not a curated record